This is a messenger RNA of Chenopodium quinoa (quinoa), 459 nucleotides long. RefSeq lists its product as uncharacterized. The coding region runs from base 1 to 459 and encodes 152 amino acids. NCBI's taxonomy places the organism in Eukaryota, Viridiplantae, Streptophyta, Magnoliopsida, Caryophyllales, Amaranthaceae. Gene Ontology annotation, molecular function: DNA-binding transcription factor activity, RNA polymerase II-specific. The transcript has a single exon. The record is from RefSeq and is a predicted model, not a curated record.
AUGUUAGUGAAGGCUUCUUACAAGACUGAUCGGAGUGGUCGGCCGUAUCGAUAUGUGAGUUGUGAUCGUGGAAAAAAGAGCAUGAUAAGAGACAUGAUGAACACGAUACGCAAAGACACGAAAAGCAAGGUAAACAGUUGUCCCUUCAAACUCAAGGUUGAGUAUGUCAGAGUAGUAAGUGGUUGGAAGCUCAGUUGCUUGAACGACACUCACAAUCAUUCUUUGGUUGUGUAUCCCGAAGGACAUCGACAAAUCAGCGGUCUUAGUCUUGCUGCUAAGCAGGUAGUACGUGAUAUGACUCAGGCACAGGUGCCACCUCGGCAUAUCAUGAGAACUCUUGUAGAAAAGUUUCCCGGAGACCAUCCAAACAUCAAGCAUGUCUACAACUGCAGAAGUAAUAUCAGAAUGGAGCGAUUCGAGGGAAGAGAGGUGGUUCACCAGGUGCUUCAUUUGGCCUGA